AUGGCAUCUAAUGUUGUCAAUAAUUUGAAUAGUUUGUUCAAAAACAUCAAUUAUUACUCAUUUACUAUAUUCGGUAAUGUUAUGAUGGUUGUUGGUACUGUGGCUACUCUUUUAGGUAUUAUUGUGUUUAGCCACAAAACAAUGAGACAAAAUGCUGGCUGUAUUUAUUAUAUUGCGUAUUAUCUCGUCAAUGGACUCACAUUAUAUACUAGUUUAUUCGCAGCAAUUUUAUCGUUUUUUAAUAUUGAUCCUUCGUAUAAUAAUGUUGCUUAUUGUAAAAUUUCUUUCUAUCUUAGAAUGUCAUUGGGCCUAAUUGCGACAUACAUUCUUGUAUUGGCGUCGAUUGAUCGAGCUUUAAUUACUUCAGCAAAAGCGUCAAUACGACAACGUAGUACUCAUCGAUUAGCAUAUUGUUCUAUUUUUGGNAAAUCUUAUUAUCGUCGAGAUUUUCUCCGACGUCUUCUUUUGGUUGUAACUGGCAUAACUACAGUAAGAAAUCUCCGUAAUGGACGUGUUCAACCAAUCGAUGCGGCUUCAAAUGCAAACAAUAAUCGUCGUUCAAAAGAUCGUCACCUAUUCCUCAUUCUUCUCAUCGAAAUUAUUGGAUAUGCUCCAUUAGCGAUCAUAACAAAUGCUUAUGGAAUCUAUCGAGAAGCUACUCAAUAUCAAAUGAAAUCGAACGAUUCACAAGCAAUCGAAUAUUUUUUAUCUAGUUUUCCUGUUCUGCUUCGUGCUGUGCCAAAAUGCCUUAAUUUUUACAUAUAUCUAAUUCUAUUGAAAUCCUUUCGUCGAAAAACAUUUAAAAUUUUGCCCUAUUUCUGGUGUCAGCAUUGA
Messenger RNA from Adineta ricciae, 834 nucleotides. NCBI's taxonomy places the organism in Eukaryota, Metazoa, Rotifera, Eurotatoria, Adinetida, Adinetidae. The record is from the annotation of a GenBank genome assembly.